AUGCCUAAACACAAGUUUUCAUCCACAACGGCAGCGUCGAUGAGGAGACCAGGUUCGGCGCCAAGUUGUCGAAUUGGAGGAGGUGCCACCUCAGUAGCAAGUAUUCCAGUCUCGGUGUCACGAACAGUGAUCAGUUCAAAUUCUCAAUAUUUGGCAAAUGUCAUUCCCUCGAGAUGUAUCGAUAAUUUUGUUGCCAAUCGACCAUCCCGACCCAGCUCUGCCAAACGACCUUCAAGUGCUACACAUGUCAAAUACUUGAAAGAGGGUAAAGUACCUCCACAUGAUUUGAUGGAAUGCGAGGAAGAAUUAGGUAUGAAAGAGCAACAAUUGAAUGAUCUCUUGUAUAAUUUGGUUUGUGAAUAUCAUUACCUUAAAGAUCGAGGGAAAGAGGAAACGGAAAAGGAAAAAAAGGAAUACAUUGCCUUGAAAGUUAGCUUUCAGAGAGUUUACCCACUGAUCAAGAAACAUUUUCAAACGUACUUUGCUUCGAGAAAGGAAUUCAAUUGGAGAGAUCAACAGGUCAUUCAAUUAAAUAAGGACAUUGAGGAAAUUGCUUUGGAAGAACAAAUAAGAGAUCGGGUGGAGCAAGAGCACAUGGAUUUUCUAACCAAAAAGCUGAAAUUGCAGCAGUUGUGCCAUGAUGACAAACUGGAUGAUGCUCUCAAUGAGGAGGCCGAGGAGUGGGAAAAUGCUGAAUUGUAUGACCCCUUAGAUUAUGAAAGGCCGUCUGUUGACAUUCCUAAAAUUGAUUUAACCAAAACCAAGAAAAAGCAAUUUGCUGAUAAUGUUUCAGUGGGAGGGUACAGCACUGGCAGUAGAAUUUCCACAAAUGAUCGUAACGCCCAUAUGAAGUUUUUAAGGCUCAUGACACCAGAAGCCUCCAAUGGUCUGCGAAAUACACCAGACAUGCUAACACCAACGCUUUCUCGAGCAAACAGUGCACGUCUAAGUGGAAGGAGAUUUUCCAUUCAAAAAAAAGCACCAACGCUGGAUGAGCUAGACAAGCGCUGUGACAAAGUCGUCGUCACUCAACAGAGUGGAGGGAAUCCACUGGAUGAAAUUGACAAUUUUGAAAAACGUUUGAAUACUACCCGAAAAAAGGAUUUGAUGUGGUGA
Messenger RNA from Naegleria lovaniensis, 1116 nucleotides. RefSeq lists its product as uncharacterized. The record is from RefSeq and is a predicted model, not a curated record. The transcript is spliced from 2 exons. Lineage: Eukaryota; Heterolobosea; Eutetramitea; Acrasida; Naegleriidae. Bases 1 to 1116 code for a protein of 371 amino acids.